Messenger RNA from Peromyscus leucopus (white-footed mouse), 1244 nucleotides. Its product is annotated as vegetative cell wall protein gp1-like. The transcript has 2 exons. The record is from RefSeq and is a predicted model, not a curated record. NCBI's taxonomy places the organism in Eukaryota, Metazoa, Chordata, Mammalia, Rodentia, Cricetidae. The coding region runs from base 528 to 923 and encodes 131 amino acids.
AGACAGGACAGGUCUGGAAGUGCAUUGUCUGAAACUCAAGUGCGGACCACCUGAGCACUACUGCAGGAGAGAGCAAAAAAGUAGGUACUUGACAGUGCUGAGUCAUUACAAGCGGGUUCCUUGGGUAUAGUAGGCGUCCAUGGGCCUUUUGAGCAUCAAUAAUCCCGUUCUAGAGGCAAAUAAAAUAGAUACAUAUUGUACGCAGUGAUCCACUCCCCGUGUGGGCGAGCGAGCGACCAUGGCAGGGAAUUAAGCUAGAACUACACAAACUCGCAGCUGCUCUCCAGGUACUGUAACUUUAUCCCAACACCGAAAGAUGGCUAUUGGGAUCUGGGUGGGACUAGUCCCCCAGCAGCAACCACUCAGAUCAGGGCCACACUCCGGCGCCUUUUACUCUAAGCUGUUAAAUUCCCCAGCAAUUGGCGGAUGGAGAAAGAGCCUGGGGGAAAAUGAUGCAUAAUGAUUCGUUCUCCGAGCGGAUGAAACGGAGAGUAGAGGACGCAGGAUGCUAACUGGCUUUUCCUCCCAUGUGCAGGUCACCUGAACCGCGAUGCCUUUCUAGUCUCCGAGGAGGUUCCCUGAACUCGCCAUCUGGCUCCGUUCUCCAGAGGGGAGACGAAACAGUUUCAUGCCCACCUGCCCGUGGCGUCUCCUCUCGGGCACCCUCCGCCCCGGCUCCCAAACCCUGCCCGGCGCACAAGCUGCUGUCGGCAUCCACGGUCCCGCCCGCUCCGGGCUCGGGCCGGCAGCUCCCCCGGCGGCCGCCUCUGCACCAGUCGCCAACCUCCGCGCCUGGCCGAGGUCAUGCCCGCCUGCCCCCGGCGCCGGCGAGGCCCCCUCCCGGUGCCAGGCGGCAAGCCGGAGAAGCGCCGGCAGGGAAGGGGGUCCGUGGUAGAGUUGGCACCCGGACUCACCAGUGGUAGAGAAGGCACCCCUGGAGUCCACAGGCUGGAGAAACCUGGAGUUAUGACAUGGACAAGCAAUGGAGAAGUUCACAUAGGCUUCCAAAGAGCAGGUGAGUCUUUACCCUCCUUCACUCGGCCAUUUUGUUAUAACAAACUCCCAGGAGGCUGGAUGGUACCUUCUCACACUGGGGGCAGAUCUUAUACAUUCUGUUCACCUGUUUAUGUACAAUCUUUAUCAACACCCUCAUAAAUACACCUGAGGAAGCCCAAUACUCUAUUUAAACACAAAAUUGUCCAGGCUUCCCUUUUACUAUAAGAGAAAGGGGAUUGAUAUCUACU